AAGGAGCCAAUAAUUGCCAUCUUGGCUCACGCGUCAGCAAAACCAAGAGUCCCUUUCUCUCCUCCGUACCGUACUCGGUCAAGGGCAAGGCUAGGAUUCCUCCUCACAUGCUUGCUCUUCUGUCUUCUCCUCCUCUUCGGUUCUUCCCCCCUCUCCUGUGUGUGAUCCCCCAACUCUCUGUCUCUCUCUCCGUCUCUAGGGUUUUAGCUCCCCAUUCCAUUCCCCCACCGCCAUUUCCAUCGGAUCACUUCCGCUGCCUCUCCCCACCCACCGCCGCCGCACAGAUCGCACCACCCAAACCUCCAGCGCCGCCACCUCCGCUUCCCUGACCCCCUUCGUAGCCCUGCGCAAAUCCCACCCUGUUCGUCCAUUCCUUCCGAAAAGAUCGGCUUCUCUCGGGUCUCCUCUAUCCCUCUGGUUCCCCGGAUAUUUCCCCUGAUAUCUCAGGACUGCUCUUGAUCUGAUCUUGCCUCUGUUGGCGGAGAGGGGAAUAGCAGUUUUCGUGGCGAGAUCUCCGAGGCUGCGGUUCCUGCGUCCAUUUGCGUGCCCCAGUAGCUUUCGGAAGCAUCUAAUCUCGACUAGUGGUGGGAAGUUGCCGUCUCUGCGCCGUUUAUCGCAGCCAGGCUUGCACCGAGCGUAUUCGGUGGGUGGCUAGCCGGUGAGCUCUGUGUCGCUGCCCAUUGCAUGAAUGGACGGGAGGGAGUCCGCGGCGGCGUCAGGGGCGAACUUCUCGCCCUUCUAUGUGCGGCCCUGGGGCAUGGGUGCCGCGAGAGCUGCUGCUGGGAACCCGGACGGCCUCCACGGUCCGCCCCCCGUUGGAUACCGGCAGCACCUUGAUGCCGUCUCUGCGGGGUACUCUUUCCAGCAGCCGCACUUUGGGGGUUCCCACAUCGGGCAAGAGUAUCACCAUGACCAUGUUGAGGGCUCGCCCCACGUCGUGCAGCACACCGCUGGUAUGGACAUUGUGGCUGUAGGGGUUGAUGCUAAAGGAGGGGAUCAGGGGAGUGUGGAAGGCCAGGAUGAGCAAGUGAAGAAGAAGCGUGGAAGGCCAAGGAAGUAUAAGCCUGAUAGGGCAGUGACGCUUGGGCUGUCGCCCUCUCCAUCCACACCCCAUUCAUCGAGCUCAGGAAUGGGUGCAAUGGUUACUACACCAGGUGCUGGGUUUGGCUCGGGGACGGGAUCAGGGGGUUCAGGUUCAGGUGCCCUGACGGAGAAACGUGGCAGAGGGCGGCCACCUGGGUCUGGGAAGAUGCAGCAGUUGGCUUCGCUUGGAACAUGGUUUCUUGGCUCAGUUGGAACAGGGUUUACUCCGCAUGUGAUUAUUAUUUCAGCAGGAGAGGACGUUGCUGCCAGGAUAAUGUCCUUCUCACAACAAGGCCCAAGAGCUAUUUGCAUCAUUUCAGCAACAGGAGCUGUCUCCACGGCAACCCUUUAUCAGGAUUCAGACUCUGGUGCAGUGACAUACGAGGGUCGAUUUGAAAUCCUGUGUCUUUCUGGAUCAUAUUUGGUGUUAGAUGAAGGGGGUACGCGCAAACGAAGCGGAGGACUCUGCAUAGCUUUGUGUGGUCCUGACCACAGGGUUAUUGGUGGGAGUGUUAGUGGAGUCCUGACAGCGGCUGGAACUGUUCAGGUGAUAGUGGGAAGCUUCAUGUAUGGUGGCGGAUCAAAAAAAAGCAAAGCCAAAGCCGAGCAAGACAUGGAGAAUGAAGAGAAGAAUGGUGGCGCGGAAGACACUCCCACAAUGGCACUGACAGAGCACAACAUGCCGCCUCACCCGAUGAGCGGAUGGCCAGGCCUGAUGAAUCAGAUGGAUUCAAGUUCCCCGAUGUAUGGUGGGUCAAAGAAGAACAAAGGCAAAGCUGAGCAAGACAUGGAGAAUGAAGAGCAUAAUGUUGGUGGCGAAAAGACCCCCGCAGUGGCACUCCCCGAGCAGCACAACAUGAACAUGCCGCCACACCCGAUGAGUGGAUGGCCCCCAGGCUUGAUGAGGCAGACGGACUCGAGAUCUUCCAAUAUCGACAUCAACUCGAUCCGAGAGUAGAUCAAAUCCCGUGUGAUUGCCAUAUUAGAAACCAUGCAUAUCAAUCAUAUUAUGAUCGUGUACUGUGAUGUUGUAUUAUAAUAUGAUGGAUCCUACCUAUUUAUAUAGAGAAAAAGAACUCAUGAGUAUCGAGUUGGUGCCCGAGUGCUCUCCA
This is a messenger RNA of Brachypodium distachyon (stiff brome), 2195 nucleotides long. RefSeq names its product AT-hook motif nuclear-localized protein 9. Lineage: Eukaryota; Viridiplantae; Streptophyta; Magnoliopsida; Poales; Poaceae. The transcript is spliced from 5 exons. The coding region runs from base 689 to 2041 and encodes 450 amino acids. The record is from RefSeq and is a predicted model, not a curated record. Gene Ontology annotation, molecular function: minor groove of adenine-thymine-rich DNA binding.